Molecule: messenger RNA, 2475 nt
Organism: Candoia aspera
Lineage: Eukaryota; Metazoa; Chordata; Lepidosauria; Squamata; Candoiidae
Gene: NEIL2
Product: nei like DNA glycosylase 2
Exons: 5
Coding region: 443-1453 (336 amino acids)
Biological process (GO): base-excision repair
Molecular function (GO): zinc ion binding; DNA-(apurinic or apyrimidinic site) endonuclease activity; damaged DNA binding
Source: RefSeq, a predicted model, not a curated record
UAACCAAAGUUAAUGCUAACCAAGUUUUGCUUUUUGUGCAAAUGUAUCUACACCUCGCCUCUUUCAGCGAGUUGUGUGAACACAACGAUGCACGAUUACACUGAUUACAUCUAUACCUCAGUUUUUCUCUCGCAGUUCAAGGCAGCGAACGAGGAACCGGGUCGCGUACGCGGGUUUCCAGGGCUCUCUCCCAGCCCCAAAUAAAUCACUCCUGCAGGGAGGAUGGGCUGCGCAGACAUCGACGAAGAGGGGCCAUUCGGUUCUCUGCUGAAAAGGUCUGCCGAGGUAGUUCCUUUCAGGAAGAGAAGCGGGUGGAAGAAAGUCGGUUUGGGAAGGACGGAAGGAAGGCAGACAGCGAUCAGAAGCAAGAAAGCUUUGAGCUUGAUUGCCUGGAGUCUCAGGAACUCAGCUGUCAUCUCCAGUUUUUUGUGCUGCUGCAGCAAUGCCAGAAGGCCCAUCUGUAAAGAAGUUCCAGCUUCUGUGUUCUCCCUUUGUAGGCCAGAUGGUGUCCAAAGUGGGAGGAAGCACCAGACAGAUCAAUCCAGAUGAUUUGAAGCCACUGACACUGUGGGAUACCCAAGUCCAUGGGAAGAACUUGUUUUUGGCCUUUGGCACCAAGGAGGAAUUAAUGCCCAGCCAUGACAGCAUAUCCUUGGAUUUGUCUGAACACAGGUCUGCCAGUCAAAGGCUGGCAAUGCCUGGAAGCAGUUCCUUUCUCCAGGGCCAGAAAGAAAACGAAGCUGAAAUAUGCAGUCCUCAAUGCUAUCAACAAGAAGAGUCGGCAAGUUGGUUGGCAUCUGAUAUAGAUAAUAAUAAUGGGUCCGCUUGGAAAUGGCUCCGCUUCCACUUUGGUCUGUAUGGAAGCAUCCGAGCCAAUGAGUUUGCAAGGGCUAAUAAGGCAAACAAAAGAGGCGACUGGAAAGAUCCAAUUCCCAGGCUGGUUCUGCAUUUUGAUACUGGGGGCUUUCUGGUAUUUUAUAAUUGCCGCAUUCAGCAGUGCUCUUCUCCUACCACUGAGCCAGCAACUGAUAUCCUGAGCCUGGAGUUUGACAGGGAACGGGCUUUGGAGGUUCUUGCGAAAGAUACACCUGUAUGCUACAUGCUCCUGAACCAAAGUUAUUUCUCAGGAAUAGGGAAUGUCAUUAAAAAUGAGGCCCUGUAUCUGGCAAGGAUCCAUCCACUUUCCCUUGGCUCCUCUUUGGAAUCCUCAGACCUCAAAUCUUUGCUUGAUCAUGCUGUUCAGUUCAGCUUGGCGUGGCUCCACAGCAAGCUGCAAAGGCAAAGAUUGCAGCUACACAUUUAUAUGAAAGAUAAAUGUCCCAAAGGGCAUGAGGUAAGGAAGGCCACAUUUGGACCACCAGAUGGGUUGAAAAGGCUUACCUGGUGGUGUCCACAAUGCCAGCCACAAGUGCCACCUGAAGAGAUGGAUAUGCCUCUUUCACAAGACACCUGAGUUGCUCAGUCUCUUUGGCUGUAUGACUUCAAGAGAUGAUAUGGGAACCAAGGAACAAGUCCACAAUAGCAUCAGAGAUCUUGCAAGCCAAGAAGUACCCUACAAGGAUUUAAGAUUUGCAACUACAUACUUUGUACUUUGUCUUGCUCAAGUCAUUAGGUUUCACUUUCCACAGUCCCAGUAGCUGCUUAUGUAGUUCCUGGAGAUUUGUGGUCAAUGAAAGUUAUUCAAGAUCUGCAAAUGCAGCACCCAAGAUGAAGCUCACUACCAAUGAUGAAGCUAUUUCGAGGGAGGGGGACUGGUUGCCAUCCACCUACAAUGACAGCAAUGUCCUCUGUGCUUGGGCCAUGCUUGUCUUUGAUUUACACUAGGGCAGGUCUUUUUUUCCCCCAGAUUUUCAUUUUAUUAUAGGAAUGCCUCAUUUCAAAGAUAUUUGAAUACAAUACAAUACAAAGUAUUGUAAUGACACAAUACUUACAUCAUGUUUAAUGCUUUGAUGUAGGAUUAGGGAUCAAGAUUAUCCCAAGGAGCUUGGAUCUGUAAAUGAGGAAUCCAUUUAUAGUUGGCCUGAAAUAUUGGUAUGCCAUGAAAAACAAACAAGCAAAAAAAGGAAUGGGAUUUGGCUGUGAGGAAUGGGAAGGUAGAACCUGAUUCCAGAAUCUGAUUGUGUUUAGUGUUAAGUGUUAAGAUCAACAUAAACCAAAGAUCUGAAGUUACUAACAGUGACAGUAUUCUGAGAGCUCCACUUUCUCAGUUAUUCAGUGAGAAAUGUAGAUGUAGUAGGGAGAAGUUUAGAGUCCUGCUUAUUUGAAAGCUGAGAGCUCCCAUGUACAUUGAAGCUCCUGGACUUCAUUAAAGCAUGGCUUGUUGGUUCGAAUGAAAUGUUUCUUGUGCAGAUUUUUACACAAUUGGGGAAGUGACAGUGCAGCAACAAUUGGGUCUCCAGCAAAGCGUUUGCCACAUCUCAUGAAACUAUAAUUUUCAAAAUUCUUUUGGGAAAAGUUCUGAUACUUAAAAUAAUU